Messenger RNA from Patella vulgata (common limpet), 3273 nucleotides. RefSeq lists its product as uncharacterized. The transcript is spliced from 8 exons. The record is from RefSeq and is a predicted model, not a curated record. NCBI's taxonomy places the organism in Eukaryota, Metazoa, Mollusca, Gastropoda, Patellidae. The coding region runs from base 1510 to 3204 and encodes 564 amino acids.
ACCACAGUGGUCUAGUGGAUUUAUAAUAUGUGUUUUAACAUGACUUGUACAAAAUCUUAUCAUGUUUAAUUCUUGUACAUGACUUUUUAUUCUUUGGAACAGUUACUGAUACUUUUUUAAACCGGGUGGAAAUAUAACAACUAUACAAUAUGAAAUCUAGUGGAUUUUUAAUAUGUGUUCUAACAUGACUGGUUAGUCUUUGCAACAAUUCACGAAAUUUUUGAUCCGUGUGGUAAUGUCAAAGACACAAACAAUGACGUGAAGUUAAAGGAAUACACCGUGUGUAUAGACGUAUAUACGCCGUCCAUUGCACUAUUUAGUUGAUUGAUAAACUUUACGUUUUCAUAAAAGACUUCACUUAGAUUUCUUAAUCUCGAUAACACGGUGAUUUUAUUUUAUAAAGCGUGUUGUGAAGUUAACGAAAUACAACAUGUGCACAGCCGUAUAAACAUACGCCGUCCAUUGAACCUUUUAGUUGGCUAAUAAUCUGUACGCGUUGAAUUGUUUUCAUAAAGGACUUUACUUAGAUUUUUUGAUCUCGAUAACACGGUGAUUUCAAAUUCAUAAACCGUGUGCUUAGAUCGCUCUUGUCAAGUAACAAAGAGACGAAACGGAAGAACGUUUAGUGAACUUUAAGCACUAAAAUGUUUUCAUAUAGAUCUUUUAAUCUCUCUUAACACUGUGAUUUCAAAUUAAUAAGUCGUGUUGUUAAAUCGCUUCUUGUCUAGUCACAAACAGCGGGAACAGAGUUCAUGGAUUUCUUAAUCGAUAAUACCAGGAUUUCAAAUUUAUUGAUAAAUCUCACUCGUCUAUUACGAAGCAGACGAAACCCGAUGCCGGAUUAUUAUUGUGAUUUGAAGUUUAUAAGCCAUUUUGUUUAAAUCGCUCGUCAGAUGAAAUUGAAGAAUGAUUUCUGAUCUCGUACGAUUCACUUGAUAUGUUCCACAGCGUGACUUGAUGUGGUUUUUAAUAGUGAAUAUGGAUCGUAGAUGUUCAAGAUUCUUUUUUAUGUUUAAUAACAUUUCCAUUCAAGCACCAACGUGUAUUAUCGUACGAUUCAUUUGAGAUGUUCGAGGGCGAUAAUUGAUAGUGAAUACGGUUCGUAGAUGUUCGGGAUUCUUUUUUUAUGUUUAAUAACAUUUCCAUUCAAUCACCAUCGUGUAUUAUGAUACGAUUCAUUUAAGAUGUUCCGGGCGUACAUUAAUCUUGUUUUAAAUAGUGAAUACGGUUCGUAGAUGUUUGGAAUUAUUUUCUAUGUUUAAUAACAUUUCCAUUCAUUGGCGAACGUGUAUUAUGAUUCGGUGAAGAAUACGGUAUAUCAAUAUUAUUAAGGAUUUUUAUGUGGAGCUUAUAUGAAGGACAUUACACGGUAUGUGGACAAGGCGUGAGUGUAUAUCUAUAUUCUAUUCAUAUAUAAAAUCAAAUAAGUUUAUUUCAUAAAGGAUUAUACACAAUGGCCGCCGUGUAUAGAGAACAGUUGUAUAUAUAUUGGUGCACGUGAGUUACAAGAUGGCCAGGUUUGGCGAUAAACCGUUUGCUGGAUCAAAGAAGAAGGAAAUACCAAGGAAAAAAGCAGAAAGAUACUGUAAUCCAAUAAUUGGCUGGGAUCCAAUACCCUACCAAGAUGACUUCGAUAUAUCAUCAUGGAUGAAAUUGCAAAAUGAAGGAUGUUUUAAAAAGAGAAAACCAACCGACGAUGAUCUGUAUAGACAUAUACCAAGUGGUAGAUGCAGUCAGAUAGAUAAUGUAUCCAUGUUUGAAAAUGAAAGUUUAGCGGAGAGAUUUCGCCCAAAGAAAAGUCAACAGGUAGAUGAAGACAAACUAUACAAAGAUUCACCGGAAAAGGUGGCAGGAAAAUCUGUCGAGACAUCAAAGGACAAAAGGUGUGAACCGCCAAAACAGAAGUAUAGACAGUGUAAAAGUGCUCACCCCUCCGUAACUAUCGAUCAAUCUGCGACUGUAAAUUGUGCCACCGUACAAAAACCCGCAUUAAACAAACAAGAACUGAAGUCAACUGAGCAUUUACAAUCCACAGAACACAAAAAUGUGACUGUGAAUAAAAAAGAUAAGGUGGAUGACGAGGACGAAGAUGUUAAUGAUGAUGGAUACGGUUCUAAGAUCUCGGGUACCGAUGAUGCUGACACCGGAACUGACAUCACCCCGGUUCCUCUGCUUGAUCUCGUGGGAGUAGCGGAAGAAGAAUCACACAUAGAAAGGACGCCAUCUUCUUUUAAAUGGGUUCGAGAGAAAGACAAUGGUGUUAAUAAUAAGAUUACUAAAUUAACGUUUGGUCAGAGUGACCAUCCCGUUAAUACAGCCGUUAACCGUAAUGAUAUUAUAAAUAGCUCGCGGGCAUUCGUCACUGAUUACAUCAAACGUUGCCAACCCCAGUCUUCCACCAAAUCAAACAUUUCUACGGACCAAAGACCCAAGAGUCUGGUUUUAAGCCGUGUGGGUAUACAGGACUCGAACUCAACAGAUCUGUCCGUCGCGGACGGAAAUGCGUCAGGUGGUAUUUCGAAUCGAUCGUCCUCAGUCAUUGCAAAAACGAAUCCAGAACUUAACGUCUCGAAUCUAGUUACCGAGAGUUUGCCCAAUAGGACUAGUAGUAGACAAACUGUCUCUAGACCGGGGAACAGGACUGGUAGUCAUAGAAACGUAGAUAGCAGACGUGGUUCGGUAGUCGAUCACGAGCGACAAUCUGUACCGUUUUUUCCUAUGACGGAUUUAUUACCGGCAGUGGAUCUGAAUAUUCACACGAAACAGCAAGAACGAUAUGCAAAACACAGCGUGGAAGAUUAUUAUGGUAGGAUAGGGUGUGGUAAUCCUGAAGAAUAUGCAGAUAUGAGUGGUAUAGAAGCUCUAUCCCAAGCAUUAGAUAAGCAUAUAGGACCUCCAGCGUUUCGCCCUCAUUACUUAAGAUCGCCAUUACAGAGAGCUCGGGAACAAAGCAACAAAAGAGUUCUUGGACAAUUAACGCAUUUAGCGGAUGGAUCGGAGACGUAUAGAAUAUGUACACCUCGAUUUUAUGUAGAUAGACCAUUAAAUCGUAGAUCAGGAUCCGCAGAUAGGACACCUCGAGUCAAAUUAUGUUUAUUCGGAUCUGUGGCACCCAAAACAGCUGAACCUAGGAGAAAAUCUGCACAACUUAGUGCUAGGCCCAGUAGUCAGCGGACCGUUCAAGAAACCACUGUAGAAAAAUGACAUUCACUUUGUAAAUAAUGAUGUUAAUUUAUUGAUUCAAUUUUUAAAGAAAAUAUGGUCAUUAAAUUU